GGAAGCGGCUCUUUCGGCUCAGCUCCCGCUGCCUUCCUCGUCCGAACUUCCCCGGAGAAGUUUAUUUCCGAUUCCUGAGGCAGAGCGUCUGCGCGGGCAGUUACGGCGCGCUGACGGCCCGGCGCUGCCGCCCCGCCAGUGGCUGCGGCGCCUGGAGCACGCGGCUGUGCAUGCCUCAUACUAACUGGCUACUUUUUAGUCUUGCAAGAAAAUCUAGAGAGUUGGAGUACUUCUGUUCACUGAAUAAAAUUUAUGACCUGGUGAAGAAUGUGUCAACUCAAAUUCGUGUCCUCUCUGGAGUAACAGAUCGAGUUCAGUGCCUCUCAGUGAUGAAGAGGUCCCGGAAAACUCCAUCUAUCUUUUUGCAAAGGUCCUAGCUUACUGCUUCUGCCAGAGUCCAAAGUGUAAAUAGAGCCCAGAGUGUUCAGUAAGAGGGUCUGAGAAGCAACAGAUAAUGCAGAGAAAAUUCUUGUAAUUGUUACUUUUGUACUAAAGUAAAGAACACGAACCCUUUAAAUAAUGUGUUGUAUUUUUUCAGGUUUAUACUAUCAACUUGGAAUCUCGUUAUUUACUAAUACAAGGAGUUCCCGCAUUAGGUGUCAUGAAGGAAUUAGUUGAACAAUUUGCAUUGUAUGGUGCCAUUGAUGAGUAUCAUGCUCUCGAUGAAUAUCCAGCAGAGCAGUUUACUGAAGUUUACCUUAUAAAAUUCCAAAAACUGCAAUGUGCAAGGGUGGCCAAGAAAAAAAUGGAUGAACGAAGUUUCUUUGGUAGCUUGCUACAUGUGUGCUAUGCUCCAGAAUUUGAAACAGUCCAAGAAACUAGGGAGAAGUUGCAGGAUAGAAGAAAGUAUAUAGCAAAAGCAACAAAUCAAAGAGAUCGCUUUCUUGUAAAGAAAGUAGAGGGGCCCAAAAAGAUCAUCUCAAAAAAAUCAGAGCAUGACUGUCAGUGGACUACAUCAGAAUCCUAUGCAGCUGGUACCUGGGAUCCAUCUCCUUGCUCUUCAAAUUCUCACAUGGUACCACAAAACAAAGGAUAUCCUUCUGGGAGUCAUAAUCAGAGCCAGUUUAUACUUCCCCAGAAUGUCAGUCACUGUGCUGAAACUUCUGGGUACUUUGGUCAAAGCAUGUCCUUAACUCAAAACGUACAACCAGGAGGACCUACUCUACCAAUUUCUUCAAUGCAGCAAAGAACAGUCCCAGUCGAUAAUGGAAUCGACAGGUUUAUGCCUCGUACAACUCAUCUACAAGAACGUAAGAGGAGGAGAGAGGAAGGUAACAAGUUUGCCCUCAUGGGAACGUACAUGGAGAGUACUGAAGUCAUUAUUGGUCCACAGCUACCGGAAGUACCUAAGGUGGAUAUGGAUGAUGAUUCAUUGAAUACUUCAGCUACAUUAAUUCGAAAUAAACUGAAACAGGUGGCAGAUUCUGUUUCAACAUGUGUGGAAAAGCCAAAGGAUAGUUCAACAAAGCCACUUGUAAAGCAAAGAAGAAGAAUAUAGAUACUGCUGGCAGCAUCUUUCUACAGUCUUCUUUAAAGGAUAGUUUAAAAUAUAUUAGGAAUGUCAAAAAUUAUAAAAUAUUUUGUACUGUAUUUCAAAUCAAUUUCAUAUUAAAACUGUAUGUAUUUUUUCCUGGA
Molecule: messenger RNA, 1635 nt
Organism: Rhea pennata
Lineage: Eukaryota; Metazoa; Chordata; Aves; Rheiformes; Rheidae
Gene: RBM48
Product: RNA binding motif protein 48
Exons: 5
Coding region: 602-1498 (298 amino acids)
Cellular component (GO): nucleoplasm
Molecular function (GO): nucleic acid binding
Source: RefSeq, a predicted model, not a curated record